CCAGUAAAGUCGUUUUCUCGUUACUGUAACGUAGGCUUCUUUCGCUUUCAGCCCGCCCCUAAAUUGUGUAAACCGCUUGGCAGAUAAGUUAAGCUAAGGACUUUGGUCUUUACCUUAAUGGCGAGUUUUAGCGUUUUGGUCCGAAUUUUCUUUUUGUGGUGAGCCGUGUUUCUGUAAAGCGUCCGCCGUAACCCAUUUAUUCUAAGAAAUCCUGUAAAAGGCCGGAAGGAGGAAUGUGAAAUGAAUCUAGACGAUUUUGACCGCUGUAGCCGUUUUGAGAGUUUUAAAGAGUCUUGGGAUCAUUACGGCUAUGGAGGUGACUUCGAAGGCAUGGUGCUAGCAGAGUUCUCCAGGAUUAAAGGAAUGACUUACCUCGAUCAUGCAGGGACAACAUUGUUUCCAGAGUCACAAAUUAAAGGAUUCUUCCAAGAUUUAUGUGGAAGUGUCUAUGGUAACCCACACAGCCACAACCCCAGUAGCAGACUGACUCAUGACACUGUGGAGCAUGUGCGCUACAGGAUCCUGCAACACUUCAACACCAGUCCAGAGGACUACACUGUAGUCUUCACCGCAGGCUGCACAGCAGCUAUCAAGCUAGUAGCAGAAAGCUUCCCAUGGACUCCAGCCUCUUCUUUCUGUUACCUGACUGACAACCACACUUCAGUGGUUGGCAUCCGUGGCCUGACGUCACCAAUCGGCGUAGCAUCCAUACCCAUCAGGCCUGAAGAGGUGGAGGGGAGGGCAAGUGAAAGAACAUAUCUGAAGGCCGGAGACUCCCAGGUGCCACACCUCUUCUGCUACCCAGCCCAGAGCAACUUCUCUGGGAAGAAAUACCCUCUGUGGCAUGUCAAGGGCAUCCGUUCAAGAGAGCUGUACCCCUCAUGUACUCGGGAGGGCCAGUGGUUUGUGCUUCUUGAUGCAUCCAACUUGGUGGGUUGCUCACCCCUAGACCUACAGGAGUGUCCUGCAGACUUCCUUCCUGUUUCCUUCUACAAGAUAUUUGGCUUCCCUACUGGAUUAGGGGCCCUGAUCAUCCGGAAUGAAUGCUCACAUAUGCUAAAGAAAACCUAUUUCGGAGGAGGAACAGCUGCAGCCUACCUGGCUGGAGAGGACUACUAUGUACCAAGGGUUAACACUGAUGGCAGGUUUGAAGAUGGCACCAUAUCCUUCCUGGACAUCAUUGCAGUAAAUCAUGGUUUUGAAGCUCUGCAUAGGCUCACAGGGGGCAUAGAGAGGAUCCAGCUACACACAUUUGGCCUGGCUCGCCAUACCUACAUGAUGCUGUCCUGCCUUCAGCAUAACAAUGGCCAGCCAGCGGCCAGGUUAUACUGUGACACGGAGUACCAGGACCCCAGCACCCAGGGACCCCUGUUAAACUUCAACCUGCUGGAUGCCCAUGGGGCUAUAGUGGGGUACUCUAAGGUCCAGAAGCUUGCCAGCCUCUUUAAUAUCCAGCUGCGCACUGGCUGCUUCUGCAACACAGGAGCCUGUCAGCAUUACUUGGGCAUGAGCGACCAGCAGGUUAAAGCCAACCUACAGGCAGGCCACGUGUGCGGCGAUGAUGUGGACAUGAUCGAUGGGUUGCCUACAGGCUCAGUGCGUGUGUCCUUUGGCUACAUGUCCACCUUCGGUGACUUCCAGCAGCUCCUGAGAUUUGUGGUGGACUGCUUUGUGCAGAAGCCGGUGAGGCUGGACUACAUCCGGCUGAACAGGCUGCGCUCCGCUUCGACUUGCUCCGCGUCUGUGCGACACCCCCAGAGCCCCGCAAGACCACAAAUCUCCAGCCCCACUGGCACAGGGGAGGGCCUAGAAUUCUCACCUGUGGCUGUGGGAUGUUUUCCCACACGAAGGACAAGCAAUUGUGAGAGAACCCUGAGCCGAAUCUUCCUAUAUCCGGUCAAAUCAUGUGCAGCAAUAGAGGUGACUCAAUGGGCAGUAGGUCACCUCGGCCUUCUUUAUGACCGACUCUGGAUGGUGGUCAACAUUAACGGGGUUUGUUUGAGCCAGAAGCAGGAGCCUCGUUUGUGCCUGAUCCAGCCUAGCAUUCACUGGGCCUGCAAAGAGCUUUGUCUACACGCUACGGGAAUGAAACCUUUAUCCAUUCCGCUAGAGGGCAAUAAACUGAAUCCAGGCAUCAAGGUGUUUCAGAGUAAAGUGUGUGGAGACAGGGUUCAGAGUGUCGAUUGUGGUGAUGAAGCUGCUGAUUGGAUCUCUAAGUUUCUGGGAAAACCCUGUCGUCUGAUUCGGCAGAGCCCUGGCUUCACCAGAGGAAUGAAGCGAGACCAUGCAAAGCCAGUAGCUGGUUUGUCUCUGGUAAAUGAAGCACAGUAUUUGAUGAUCAACAUGGCCAGUGUCAAGUUCUUGAAGGAGCAUAUCAACAAGAGACAGGGCUCUGAGGCUGAAAACCUUGACAUCCAGCAGCUCAUUGCACGUUUCCGUGCUAAUCUAGUCGUCAUGGGUGCAGAACCAUUUGAGGAAGAUAACUGGAAGCAUGUGGUGAUUGGUGACCUAGUGUUCCAGGUGAAUUGUCCUAUUAGCCUGCAUCAGUCUAGUUUUCUGACGAUAAAGAGCAGGAAGCUCAUCAGAGCAGCUCCUUCUGUGAUAUGCCAGGUGACAGGCCUCAGCACGAGAUGUCACAUGAUUGGGAUUGAUCAGCAGACGAGCACCCGGAUGCCGGAGCCUCUAAACUCACUGUCCGCCUACCGCAAGGGGAAGGUCAGUGCGGGGGGAGUGCAGUCUGAGUCUGAAGGACCUCAGAUAAAGGGUAUUUUUGCAUUUGGGUUAGUUUAUCGGAUAUAUGUAGCUGGGACAGGCAGUACAAGGACCCUCAUAUGAGUACUUUGACAGAAAUAAUACUGAAGAUGGAAAUCAUUUGAUGUUUCAAUAGACACAUUUUUCCAAUUUUGAUAAUUUAAGUGUAACAAGGUCUGACAGCCAGUUCAGGUACUAGCAGAAGUACGUAUUUUAAUCUCCAAUUUUAUUGGUGCAUGUUUUUAUUGGUCCAUCUGAUUGAUAAUGGCUGAGUUCUGGCCAUUUAUUUUGAUCUUUCUUACAGCUCUUUCAUUGUUCCGUGUACCAUAGCUGAGUUUAUUUUUUUCUUCUUUUAGGUUACGUUUGGUGUGUACUUAGUUCACCAGCACCAAUUGGACCCGGAUCAUACCUCUACCUUGUCUGUAGGAUGUCCAGUUGUGCCUCAGUCCCGUGGAGGAGAUUAAAGUGCGGCUGCUCUAAAAUCAUUAUUGAUACUGGUAUUGUUUUUUUAAUGAAUCACUCUCCUCCUGUUUCAGUACAUUGAGUGAUAAAAAUUUUACAGCAGUACUGAACCCCAUUGAUGAAAAUGUUGUGCCAACUCUUGUAUGUAAUAUUUGUUUACAUGCCGUCUGCAUUAUUUACAUGCUUUACCUGGAAGACGAAGUAGCUUUAAAAAAGUUAAAUGAACAGCACAUUUGUAUUUUCACACAAAAAAACCCAGUCAGAAACACACUUAUAUCACAGCUGCUUUUACUUUCCUUGUUCUGUUCUUCACUUUUCCCUGAUCACUUUUCCCUGAUCACUUUUCCCUGAUCACUUUUCCCUGAUCACUUUUCCCUGAUCAUUUGUGUUUUCCUGCUCUUUCUGAUGCCAAGUGUUUCCCAUCUUACUUUCUGUUUUUUGUAUUAAGGGUCUCCACAGAAGUUACCCCAUAUUGGAGCUUCGUUACAGGUGUAAUGGCAGUGAUUACAUUCAGUCUACUUUUAUAUUCAGUGUCUUUUCUAAAUUUUUUGGUGAUCUGUUGAAAUAUUAAUAACUUAAGAAAAACAAAAGUGUUCCAGCUACUUCCAACCUCACAGGCCCAUUGAGUGUAUAGCUUUUGUUAGGGAAAGAGGGUCAUUUGUUUCCAUUGAUUUAGUAGAUGCUUUUAUCAAAAACAGAGAACAGAAUAAUCGACCAGUCCCUGGGUCAAUCAAGGUUAAGAGCUUUGCUUAAGGGUGCAAUGGUGAAGCCAUUCACCAGUGGUGAAGACAGGAUAUGAACCAUUGAUCUUCUGGGCCCAGUUUUUUUAAAGUAAUGCAGUGGGAUUUUGGAUCACGGAUUGGUUCAAAUCCGUUUUUACUUUUCAAAAGUAAAAGAGGGAUUCUGAAUUAAGAUCAGACCAUGUAAUACAAUCUUACAUUUUAUUUGGAUCAAACCUGCCCUUUGGGUUAUUCAAAACUUUGAAGUCAGAUUGGGAUCUAUUUGAUCCAAAAAAAGUGAAUAAUCACAAACAAUGGUUACUGAUGAUAUAUAAAUUCCUUCAUAUUUGAAGCCUAUAUGAAGCAUGUCACAUAUAAUGAUAGAGAUAUGGUAACAACAACAACAAAAUAAUAUCAAAGCUAUCAGAUGUCAAAGAAAUGUCACUGUUGCUCAUAGCUCUAUAUUUCCACAGUAUAUUAAUGACAAUGACCACAACAGAUAUACUCAUUUAGUAAUUUAAUAGCAAAAGUAAUUUCUCACAAUUGCAUCUCUAAUUGCAUGUCCAGUGUGUCCUUCAUCAUGUAAGAACAUUGGUGGCUGUUCUGUAAAUGACUUUUGACUUUUUGACAGUAUUGUUUUUGUUUUGUCAUUUAACAUUAGAACAAACUAAAAAAAUGUUUUUUUUUGCAGUGUUUCUGUUUCUUACAAUUAAAACAAACAAUGGCUAUUUGUGGCCACUGGUA
This is a messenger RNA of Brienomyrus brachyistius, 4676 nucleotides long. Its product is annotated as molybdenum cofactor sulfurase-like. The transcript is spliced from 13 exons. The coding region runs from base 241 to 2835 and encodes 864 amino acids. The record is from RefSeq and is a predicted model, not a curated record. Gene Ontology annotation, molecular function: pyridoxal phosphate binding; molybdenum ion binding; molybdenum cofactor sulfurtransferase activity. Lineage: Eukaryota; Metazoa; Chordata; Actinopteri; Osteoglossiformes; Mormyridae. Gene Ontology annotation, biological process: Mo-molybdopterin cofactor biosynthetic process.